GGAAGUAGCAGGUUUGUUUUCCGGUUACUGGCCUUCGUCUUUGUCUCCAAACAGCUUAGUCGACAGAAGUGAUUCCAGCGGUUAUCAAGAUGCCUUUCAUUGACUUACAGAGUAAUAUACCGGCCAGCUCUUUCCCGGAGGAUUUCGUGGGGAGGCUGAGCUCCUGCGCCGCGGCUGCUCUCGGAAAACCAGAGGACAGGAUGAACGUGGUGGUGAAGCCUGGGGUGCAGAUGCUCAUAGGUGGAUCUUGCUCUCCAUGUGUGAUGCUGUCAGUGUCUGCCAUUGGUGUGACUGACACUGCCGACAAGAACAAGGAGCACAGUGCCAAGAUCUUUGAGUUUCUGACCAAAGAACUCCAUCUGACUGAAGACCGGAUUGUUAUUCAGUUCCACGCACUACAGCCUCACCAGGUCGGGAAGAAGGGAACCGUCAUGAGUUUCUUGUGAAGGGUGUUGUUGUCUUGGACAAAUCUCACAGUCUCAUUCCUCAAACAAAAAGAAGAAGAUGACUGAUUACAUCAGCACAGUAAUUCAUCAUACACCAAGUAAAGCUAGUCGGGUAGCGUUAGUUACUGUAUAUUCAUAGCGUAUCCAGUUACUCAUUCUGCAUAUCUGCAGAUUCUGAAAGCUGUAAGACACAAUGUCAUCAGUUACAUUUUUAAUGAUUAAAGGACUUGUUACUUUAACCUUUCCUAAAAUCAUUUGUGAUACAUUCUGUGAAGGAGCUCAUACUAGAACCACACUGAAUAAAAAAAAGUCAGUAUUUUCAUGAAAAGAUAUAUUUUAAAAUAUGUUUUUUUUAUUAAAGAGGAUGAUGAGAUGAA
This is a messenger RNA of Acanthopagrus latus (yellowfin seabream), 823 nucleotides long. It is a transcript of the gene ddt, whose product is annotated as D-dopachrome tautomerase. Bases 90 to 446 code for a protein of 118 amino acids. The transcript is spliced from 3 exons. The record is from RefSeq and is a predicted model, not a curated record. Gene Ontology annotation, molecular function: phenylpyruvate tautomerase activity. Lineage: Eukaryota; Metazoa; Chordata; Actinopteri; Spariformes; Sparidae.